AUGUCGACCCGGGAGAAUGUGGAUCUGAAGGUCGUUGACAAAUGGGGCGACGUUAUUCUUGAGGUUGGAGCUCUUUUGUGGGAUGGUUUGUCGGCUGGAGCAGACGAGGGCCAUACUUCCGAAGUCGUCUCUGAGUUGCAACCAGACGGCGGUCGAUCCCAGCAGCGACAAACGCAACAAGCUGGGACGCUUGGCCCCGAUGACAACGCUGCUACCAAAAACGGCCCCCUCCGUAUCGUGGCGUCGUCUAAGGUGUUGACGAUAGGCUCACCAGUUUUCAAGACAAUGCUGCAUGGAAGCUUUGCGGAAGGGCAGCUUUGCUUCAACCAGGGGAAUCCGCCAACGGUGUCACUGCCAGAAGACAAUCCCCAAGCAACACUGCUCUUCUGUGAGAUUGUACACUACAGUCGAGGCGUCCACCAAUUCAAGGGCUACAAGGCUCUUCAUGGACUCGGUGUUUUCGCAGACAAGUAUGACUGUACCCGUGCUCUUCGGUCCUGGUUUCACGGCCAGCUGUGCGGAUUUGUCGGGCCUGGCCGUGACUGUCUCGAUACGGACGCUCUUCUGAAAGAGGGGAUAAGUUCACAACAAAUGCUCAAGUUGUGCUAUCUCAUGAAUGACGCCGAGAUGUUCGGGCUCGCGACCAAGACGUUUUACACCCAUAUCCGCCCAUCCGCGAUCCGUGCCAAGCUCUACACCGUGUAUCAGGACGACGUGCCUGCGCGUCUGAUUGAACUCCUAUACUCGUCUGGGCACAAGUAUAUCCACGAACUUGCCGGCAUCGGCCCGGCAUUGAUUGCACAUGUAUCCAGGGAGCCCAAAUGGUACGGUUAUUUCACCCCGAUCCCCAAAGAGAAAGCACCAGAAACAGAUGACUGCGACCACGCUGAAGACACCGGACUGUGCUAUGGGAACACCAUCAGAAUCGGAGUCUUGGGCGCGACACUCUCGAGUCUGUCGCUCUUGCCUUCGAAUGAUCCAGAAGUCAAUUCCAGACGCUCGCCAGCUGCCAUGCUGCGCAAUCUCCAAAGUCUGGGCGAGAUUGACUUCCGCGACAAGAAGCUGUGCUGUCCCAAGAGUGCUCGCUGCGGCUGCAACCAUGACUUCAGCAUCAAGACGGAACUCGACAAGAAGAUCAAUGCAGCAAGGCAGAAGCCGCGUGGCAUUUGCCUUGGGUGUGUGAAGGACGAGACGGGACCGUCCGAUAUUCUUCACGACCACGGUUCACGCUGUGAGAGGCAUGCGUCAUGGGAUGAGUAAAGCCAUAUAUGAUACAGUCCGCGGGCUGGGACGUUGAGUUUGUCUGAUUUACGAGUCGGAAAGCAGUGUCUCUUGAGUAUGGGAAAGCGGAAGCUGAUACCUCUGGUAUGUCUUUGCUCG
This is a messenger RNA of Cladophialophora immunda, 1380 nucleotides long. RefSeq lists its product as uncharacterized. NCBI's taxonomy places the organism in Eukaryota, Fungi, Ascomycota, Eurotiomycetes, Chaetothyriales, Herpotrichiellaceae. Bases 1 to 1260 code for a protein of 419 amino acids. The record is from RefSeq and is a predicted model, not a curated record. The transcript has a single exon.